Saccostrea cuccullata (small rock oyster) is the source of this 1350-nucleotide messenger RNA. RefSeq lists its product as uncharacterized. The transcript has 3 exons. Bases 44 to 583 code for a protein of 179 amino acids. Lineage: Eukaryota; Metazoa; Mollusca; Bivalvia; Ostreida; Ostreidae. The record is from RefSeq and is a predicted model, not a curated record.
UUUAAUUUCAGGUUUUAUUUCAUUCUUCUUUUCGAACUGAGAAAUGUUGAGUCUGGUAGCCGUAACAAGUUUGGUGUUUUUUCUGCAUACAGUUAUGGGACAGAUUCACCCCCAAAGCCAUGGAAUGCAGUUCCCGCACACUUCACCUGGACAGAUGAACCAACAAGUAUCGACAGGUAUGCAUUCCAUGCAGGGUGUAGGGGCCUGUUCGUGCCAAAUUCGCUGCUGCCCUGACCACACCUCACCACGGAGGCUCCCUCCCUACACAAAUGUCCCUAAUAUGUAUUCCAACACUUGUUGUGGAUGUGUAUACUGUCCAUCUUUUAUUGGACCCGGUCCUUUCUUUCCAAUGGGAUGGCCAAUGCUUACUCCAUUGGCAUCUAUUCAAAUGGCUAUGGCUAUGCCAAUGGCAAAUGAGCCUCCAGAGGGACCGGAUGCGCCUGAUGCCCCGGAUGCACCUGAUACCCCGGAUGUUCCAGAUGCUCCUGAAUUGGAGGGUCCGGAAGAGGCCGAUCCUCCAGAAUUGGAGGGCCAAGAAAUAGAAAGAGACGAAGAAAUAGAAAGCGACAAUAGCGAAUCUUAAACUGGUUAUUUAAUGAACCGCUGAAAAUGAAACUGUAAUUUUUCAAACGAGCAGCUAGCUAAUGCAAAUUUGGUACAAUAUACAUUAUAGUGAGAAUUUGUAUCAUUUGUGCGGCACAACGCAUCUUUGUUUUUAUCAAAUAUAUUUUAACGAGCAUCAUCUCUGAAUUAAUUAUAUAACAUAUCAUUUAUGUGUGUAUCCCGAUACACGCAAUAAACUCACCAUGUUAUCGCAUACUGUACGCACCAUUUAUAGGUCCAUUCUCGAGCCUUUUCAUAAGGGGAAGCAUGAUGGUCAGAUGUAAAGGCCGGAGUUAAAAUUUUGGGAGGAAGUUGACAAAAUUACCAACUUAUUUAGAUAUGAAAAAUAAUUCUAUAUAUAUAUAUAGGACAGCCGAAAAUUGAAAUACCAACACUUCAUUUUUUAUUUGUCAGACUUCUCAUCGAAAAGGGAAAUUCCAGAUAUUUUAAGAAAUCUAUCUUCAGAGCAUGCGAUAUAUCUGCCACAUAAGGCUUACAAAUUGAAAAAAAUAUUCGGACUUUUUAGUUCCUAUGGCCAGGAUUUUCAUUUCAUGUAUCAUUUUUUAAGAAUUUCAAAUGCCAUUUCCAUCACAUAAAAAUUUUAUAACUCAUGAGCUAAUCGUUUCCCACGGGUACACCAUCAGUACGCAGGACAUACUUAAUACAUGUAUAGAUUUAAUGUUGUGUGUCUCUGCGUGUCCAAUUGUGUUUUUAUCUUGUUUUUUUUUCUACAAUAUUACACCUGUU